CGACUUUUCACGUUUUGGUGUAUGAAAUAGCUGGUGUGCGAGAAUAAGGAUCGUUUGGUGAUGCUUAAGAAGCUUUGACGGUUGUCUCAAACCUUGAGAAUAACAGCGGACUUCACAGUUUUAAGUAAGCUGAUCAAAGUGCUUCUGAAAAAGUUUGAAAUAUAAUUAUUUAACCUCGCUGAUUUUUUAAAGGAAAAAAGCCAAAAAUGGGGGGUCUUUUGAGUUUCUUUUGGUCUGGAGAAAGUCCAGAUAUCGACAUUCCGGACGAGGGAUCAGGUUUAACCCCCAGAGAGAAACAAAACAUCCGGAAAACGUGGGCCAUCGUACAAAAAAAUGUAAAGGAAAAUGGUGUUGAACUUUUUAUCAGGUUCUUUGAUGCUCAUCCUGAUUAUAUCAAGUUAUUUAAACCGCUGGCCAAUAUUCCCAGGGAUCAGCUGCGUAGCUCCAAGCGACUAGAGGCACACGCUCUAUCUGUGAUGUACGCUAUAACCUCAUUGGUGGACAGUCUGGAUGACGUAGAAUGUUUGAAGGAGCUGCUUUUGAAAACUGCGCAUAAUCAUGCUCACCGUGGAGUACAGGGUGAACAAUUUGACCAUCUAACCAUUAUUAUUCUGAAGUUUUUAAGAGAUGGCCUUGGAAGCUCCUUCACGCCCCCUGUUGGCGAAGCCUGGGAGAAGGCCUUUAAUGUCAUGAAUGAGAUAAUCAAGCAAGGCUUGAAAGAGCAUGCAGUCGAGAAAUAAAAUCUACCAGGACGACAUUUAUAUUACUGUCAUAAGGAAGGGCAUUAUAGCCAUUUCAUUGUUCGGGUAAUGUCGUAACCAUAGGCAAUGUAACACUUUUCCUGCCAUAGACACCCGAGUCUUAGUAACAGUGCUUAUGAUCAACGUAAAGAAAUACACGAUCCUUCUAGAAUGUCAUGAUCAUGCAGGAAAUAGAAAGAUAUUGUUAAGUUUAAACUCUUGAAAACUAACUUUUCUACCAGAAAUUCAUAUUUUUGAUUAGGUGUUUGUUAUCUGACUUUUAAUUUUAUUUUAUUUUUCUCAAAUGUAAGUUUUGGAGAAAUAAAUGUCACGAUUUAUAUUUCGA
Molecule: messenger RNA, 1086 nt
Organism: Limulus polyphemus (Atlantic horseshoe crab)
Lineage: Eukaryota; Metazoa; Arthropoda; Merostomata; Xiphosura; Limulidae
Product: globin C, coelomic-like
Exons: 3
Coding region: 207-740 (177 amino acids)
Biological process (GO): oxygen transport
Cellular component (GO): extracellular region; hemoglobin complex
Molecular function (GO): oxygen binding; heme binding
Source: RefSeq, a predicted model, not a curated record